AUGGCGAGCCUACAUCCACCCGCGGCUUCGUCGUAUGAAAGCGCAAUGUCACAAAUUACGCUCAGAAACCAGCGAAAGUCACCAUUCGUUCGCCUCCCCGCCGAGAUCCGCAACAGAAUCUACGCCUACGCCAGCCUCGCCGCCAUCAUCAAGAUCACAAGAGCCCCAAAACUGAAUCAGCAUCUCGAGUCUCCGCUUCUCCGCCUGCCCGCUGAGCUGCGCAACAAGAUCUACGCUUACAUCGGUCUCUCUACUAUCAUCAAAGCCAUUCAAUCGGAAGAGUCUCUCAGGUUCAGGUUCCAGCUUCCAGAACAACUUGAGGCCUGCAAACAAAUCCGACACGAAGCUACCUCACUACUAUGCAGAUCAGCGCUCUUCGAUUUUAUCUACACCUACGUUGGUCUGGCGACUAUUAUCCGGCCCUACAGAUUGGAAACUACAAACACCGCCAACACCGCCCCCAUCAAGUACACCCUCGAACUCCCAGGCCUCCUCUCAGCCUCGGCGCAAAUCCGACAGGAAGCCACCCCACUUCUAUACAAGCACGCUCUCUUCGAUUUCGACGUGUUUGACUUGUGCUCGUGGCCACCAAUUAGCACCUGCAACCACGAGAUCAGCGAUUUUAUCACCUCGAUUAAGAUUUCGAGGUGUCUUGCGAUCGAGAUUACACUCGAGAUUGUAAAUGCUAGAGACCUCGGAGAGCUCAAGUUUUCGAACUACCGGCUUCCGAAUCUGAAGAAGGUGUAUGUUGGGCCUUGCGAAACGAGGCGGCCGUGGGAAGAUAGUGUGAGGAUGGCGCUGAAGGUUUGGUGUGGGAAGGGGGAUUUGGAGGUUAGUUUUGGGGUGGAAAGUUUGUGA
Molecule: messenger RNA, 858 nt
Organism: Alternaria incomplexa
Lineage: Eukaryota; Fungi; Ascomycota; Dothideomycetes; Pleosporales; Pleosporaceae
Exons: 4
Coding region: 1-858 (285 amino acids)
Source: RefSeq, a predicted model, not a curated record